GAUAAGAGCUCGGACAAUGAGAAUGCAUAUGAGCAAAUAGACAAGAGCUCGGGAAAUUGGUGGCUUGAAGUUCAAGGUGAAGCAAUUGGCUAUUGGCCCGAAUCCAUCUUCACUGCCUUAGCAGACAGUGCUAGACUUGUGGAAUGGGGUGGAGAAAUUUACGAUGCCAAAUUAAAUGUACAUCACAAAACCACUCAAAUGGGAAGCGGCCAUUUCUUGUAUGAAGGUUGUUGUGGAAAAUAA
Molecule: messenger RNA, 243 nt
Organism: Thlaspi arvense
Lineage: Eukaryota; Viridiplantae; Streptophyta; Magnoliopsida; Brassicales; Brassicaceae
Source: the annotation of a GenBank genome assembly